Plenodomus lingam JN3 is the source of this 1212-nucleotide messenger RNA. RefSeq lists its product as uncharacterized. Gene Ontology annotation, cellular component: lipid droplet; endoplasmic reticulum. Gene Ontology annotation, biological process: phosphatidic acid biosynthetic process; triglyceride catabolic process. Gene Ontology annotation, molecular function: triacylglycerol lipase activity; acylglycerone-phosphate reductase (NADP+) activity. Lineage: Eukaryota; Fungi; Ascomycota; Dothideomycetes; Pleosporales; Leptosphaeriaceae. The record is from RefSeq and is a predicted model, not a curated record.
AUGGCUGACACAUCGAGUCAGAAGUACGCGUUGAUAACAGGGUGUACGCCUGGUGGGAUCGGACAUUUCCUCGCCAUUGAAUUCGCCGAAAAAGGUUUCCAAGUCCUGGGAACCGUACGCGAUCCUUCAAAAUACACCUCUCCUCAUGCCAACAUCACUUAUCUCCCCCUCGAGCUCACGAGCAACGAAUCAAUCCGAGCACUACGCGAACGUGUCACAGAAAUAACGCAUGGCAAGCUGGACAUUCUCUACAACAAUGCCGGGCGAAACUACGUCGUGCCAGCCCUAGACUACGAUGAGGCGGAACUGCACGAGCUCUUCCAGGCAAACGUCUUCUCCGUCAUGGAAAUGUGUCGCCAGUUCGUGCCACUACUGAUUGAAAGGAAAGGAAGGAUUGUGCAAACUGGGUCCGUGGCAGGCAUAAUGCCCUAUGUAUGGGGUGCACCGUACAAUGCCUCCAAAGCCGCUCUACACACAUACUCGGACACCUUGCGCGUCGAAUUGGCUCCGCUGGGCGUGCGUGUCAUCACUGUUGUGACGGGUGGGGUCAAGUCGAACAUUGCGCGAACACAUCGGGUGUUGCCGCCGGGGUCGUACAUGCAGCCACUGGCAGAUGACUACGAGAGGCGGUUGACGCAUAGCCAGCAGCUGGGCAUGGACACGAAGCAAUACGCGCGCAGCUGCGUGAGGCAGGUGCUUGGUGGUGAUGGUCUAUUUAGUAAAACAAGGUGGAUAUGGGAGGGCAAGAUGAGCUGGAUUGUGUGGUUUGCAUGGACUUAUUUGCCAAAGGGUGUUUUGGACUACUACUUCACCUCGAGGUUCAAGCUGAAUAAGUUGAGGGGUACGGUGGGACCUGAUAAGAAGAACAGUUUUCAUUCGCAACGCGCAUACUUGCACUGGCCGGGCGACUCUCCGAGCUUGCCGCUUGAGGAUCAGGGUAUGCAUAGUUGCAGACACGAAGACGAAGACGAAGACGAAGACGAAGACGACGAGCGGCUAUCUAGUUCGGCCAAAUUCGCUAUAGAGGACGGCACUGAGCCGCGAUGGGCGAACUUGUUAGGGCACAACGGACAGGUUAGGCGAGUCGUAACCAAGUACCUGGCGCGGGAUUUAAAGAACAUUGCUAUUCUUCACAUGAGCGAGACAAACAUCUACCGCUGUGCUGAAAGUCUGCAAUACCAGAGUCGGACAGGCACGUUAAGCCUCGGUUGA